Messenger RNA from Pistacia vera, 1470 nucleotides. Its product is annotated as zinc finger protein ZAT1-like. The transcript has a single exon. Bases 1 to 1434 code for a protein of 477 amino acids. The record is from RefSeq and is a predicted model, not a curated record. Lineage: Eukaryota; Viridiplantae; Streptophyta; Magnoliopsida; Sapindales; Anacardiaceae.
AUGGCUUUGAUUGUGGAUCAACAUGCAAACUUGAAACAUUACUGUAAAAUUUGCAAGAAGGGAUUUGGUUGUGGAAGAGCGCUUGGUGGGCACAUGAGGGCGCAUGGAAUUGGAGAUGAGAGUGGUCAUAUUGACGAUGACGAUCAGGCUAGCGAUUGGGAGGAUAAACUUGGAGGCAAUAUACCACCUAGUAAUAAGCGUAUGUACGCGUUAAGAGCUAACCCCAAUCGUUUAAAGAGCUGUCGUGUUUGUGAAAACUGCGGGAAAGAAUUCUUGUCUUGGAAAUCUUUUCUUGAACAUGGUAAAUGUAGCUCUGAGGAUGCUGCUGAGUCUCUUGUUUCUUCACCAGGAUCAGACGGUGAAGACGGCACACCACGAAGAGGGUGUGGUUGGUCUAAAAGAAAAAGAUCUUUGAGAGCUAAAGUUGGUAAUUUUAACUCGAAUUGCCCGUCAAGUGAAGAAGAAGAUCUCGCUAAUUGUCUUAUGAUGUUAUCUAACGCAAACGUUGAUCCUUUAGAGGCUGAACCUGAAGAGUCUUGUGCUUCGGCUAGUAAAGAUGAGGAACGAAGAAAUACAAUGAAUUUUAUUGCUCCUAUUUCAUGUAGACUGCCCAUGGAUAAGGCCAAAGGGGUUGCUAAAGGAUUGUUUGAGUGUAAAGCAUGCAAGAAAGUGUUCAAUUCUCAUCAAGCAUUAGGCGGACAUAGAGCUAGUCAUAAGAAAGUAAAAGGGUGUUUCGCGGCCAGGCUCGAUCAUAUGGAUGAUAGUUUAGCUGAUGAAGAUCUUGAUGUGAUCACACACGAAGAGUUUUUUCCUACUAAAUCAACGCCAAAUUUUCAUUUUGAGCAUGGCACAAAUACUCCAUUGCCAUCUACAUCAAAAAGAAAACCAAAAGUUCAUGAAUGCUCAAUUUGUCAUCGGGUUUUUUCAUCAGGACAAGCUUUGGGUGGUCAUAAAAGGUGUCAUUGGAUCACUUCAAAUUCGCCAGACACCUCAUCGUUGGUUAAGUUUCAUCAAUUUCAUCACGAUACCAUGGAUCAAAUUCAGCAGCAAAGACCAAAAUUCAUCGACAAUUCUGAUCCACUUGAUCUUAAACUUGAUCUUAAUCUUCCUGCCCCGGAUGACGAUCAUGGUGCAGCAAGAAGGGAGAACGUAAAGCCAUCAAGCUUUCAAGUGUCAACAGAGAUUUACCUACAGCCAUGGAUAGGGAAAGAAAAUAAUGAAGAUAAUUACCAAAGCCAUCAAGUUAACAGUGACCUUAAUAUUAAAAACAAAAAUAAUUGUAACAGUUCAAUGCAGAACGUGGAUGACGAAGCGGACAGUAAAGUGAAGUUAGCAAAGUUAAGUGAACUAAAGGACAUGAACAUGAGUGGAGGUUCAUCUCCAUGGUUGCAAGUGGGGAUUAGUUCAACUACUGAUAUGGAAGCUGACCCAUAAACAUUAAAUUUUCUGUUUCUAGUGAUAGUAACCACC